This is a messenger RNA of Colletotrichum phormii, 804 nucleotides long. RefSeq lists its product as uncharacterized. The record is from RefSeq and is a predicted model, not a curated record. The transcript is spliced from 2 exons. NCBI's taxonomy places the organism in Eukaryota, Fungi, Ascomycota, Sordariomycetes, Glomerellales, Glomerellaceae. The coding region runs from base 276 to 737 and encodes 153 amino acids.
AUGAUUUGAUCGUGUCCCGUCGUGAGCUCACCCCCCGGAGGACCUUGGCCGGGUGUGUCGUAGCUCUGCGAACCAUGACGUCACUGCCGCGGUCUAGCGACUUCUUCCUGCAUGUGAGCUGUCGAGCUUCACUUCUUAUAAACACCAACGAGUCUUUGCCACACAUCGUCAAGAGCAAAAGGGGAAUCUCGAGAGAAGAAGACUAAUAAUCGAGGGGCACAGAAUCACGUCAAACCUCAUUAUUCCGAAAAGGAAACAUCCAAAUACACUCGAAAAUGGCGUUCCCGACAAACAUGCUGGGCAUACUCAUCGCCCUCGCUAGCGCGUUUGCCCUUGUGCACUCGGCGAACUCGAUCCCCAGGUUGCUCAAGUACGAGGACAAGGCCAAGAAGGCAGCGGAGUGGAGUAGGACGGCAGAGAAGCAGCUAUGGGAAGUUAGAUACACCGUCGGUACAGGCUUCGUCGGCUGCCUCGUCUCCGCCAUCGGCGGCAUCGCCUUCUCCCUCGUGGUACCCCGCGGCCUAGGCAUCUUCACCGUCGGCUUCCCCAUCAUGCUCGCCGCGGGCCUGACGUACGGACACCAGUACAUGCGUCAGUUCUGGGCUUCGAAACCCAAGGUGCCGAUGAUGAAGGACUUCAACGAGGCGAUUUCGGACUCGAUGAUGGUCCAGGAUAUGAUGAACCCCUUGGCUGGCGCGUGGGGUCUCAUGACGUUUUGCAAGCUUGUUGGGUUGUAGACGCGACUCUGGGUUCUUAUGGGAUGAGAUUGCACAGCGCUGGUUGUAGUUCAUUUUCAGACCAAUC